Molecule: messenger RNA, 294 nt
Organism: Marasmius oreades (fairy-ring Marasmius)
Lineage: Eukaryota; Fungi; Basidiomycota; Agaricomycetes; Agaricales; Marasmiaceae
Exons: 2
Coding region: 1-294 (97 amino acids)
Source: RefSeq, a predicted model, not a curated record
AUGAAUUCGUUACGAGUUUGGGAGGAUGACGGAAAUAUUAGAAGGAAAAAGCGUCGGCGUGGGAAACGCCUCGAACCUCUCUUCUCAGUAACUCGUCGGGCAAUACCAGAUCCAACCAUGGUCCAUCCGGCGGAUAGCCCACCUCGUAUUCUAUCUCGAUUCAACAAUCAGACCGUUGAUGGAAAACUUAAUGAUGCUCCGUUGAUGGUUCUCUUACAAACUUGUGGCGCUUUUAAAGCCAAGUAUGGCGAGCGCUAUGUCGUCGUGGUCCGAACGAACGCGCUCCCGUCUUGA